Coprinopsis cinerea okayama7#130 is the source of this 2517-nucleotide messenger RNA. RefSeq lists its product as hypothetical. NCBI's taxonomy places the organism in Eukaryota, Fungi, Basidiomycota, Agaricomycetes, Agaricales, Psathyrellaceae. The transcript has 3 exons. The record is from RefSeq and is a predicted model, not a curated record. Bases 1 to 2517 code for a protein of 838 amino acids.
AUGAGCACUGAAACCGACCGUUUUGUGGAACUCGCCACAGCGUCUCGGCGCCUCAUCCGGGAAAUAUACGCUAGCAGAGAUAGAAGUCCGCGGGAGUCUCUGCUGAUCCUCCUGGAGCAGUCGAAAAUCGUAAAGGAUCUUCGCAAGUCACUGGGGCUCGAUGCGAAGACUCUCGAUCUUCCCAUCAAGCUCCUAUUUUCCGAGAUCUCGAAGAACCACCGGACUUACCUGGAUAAAGACGUCAAGACCAAGCCCCACAUCACGCUCAACACGGAGUUCCUAUCCCGGCUCCCACCUGUACCACCCGACUUCCAACAACCCGGCACCGCCGCGGGAGCAACGAAAGGGAUGACGUUGGCGAAAGCCACGUUGGACGCGACCGGUACGGGGUCCACAGGGCAGGGAGGGGAGGGGAAAGGGAAGGGACGCCAUCUGAACGAUGGAAAGGGUGUGGGUGACGGGUCAGGAGGAGAGGGUGGUGAGGGGGAAGGGGAAGGUGACCGGGGGAGGCAUGGAGGUGGAGGAGAUAUGUCUAUGGACGAGGGCGAAGACGUUUGGUUUCGGGACGGAGAUGAGGGCGAUGGAGGAAGGGAAGGGGAUGGUGACGAGUUAGGCGGCGAAGGAUGCGAGGCGGAGGGAGACGAGGGCGAGCACGAGGACGAGGGCGAGGAUGGAGGGCGAGGGGAAGAGUCUGGCCAGGGGGGAGGGCCGUCGCGUAAGCGCGACAACACCCACAUGAGCCCUCAGGCAAAGCGAACGAAGAAGAAAAAGGUCAACUUCGGUGAGUCCGCAACCAGGCCGUCACCUCCCCCUGAGAAGGUUCGCGAUAACCCUACUGGGGGUGCGACGAGACGAACGACCAGAAGCCAAUCCGCGAAGGGUGGUUCGAAGGGCGGGGUUAAAGGUGGUAUGAAGGGUGGUGUGAAGGGUGCGAAGGGUGGUGGUGGGAAGACCGCGGAAGGUUCGAAGGGGCCUGCUGUUGAACCCGAGGGAGAGGGAGAGAUCGAUAAGACCCAGUGUUCGCCGCCGGAACCAGGGAAAGGAUUCGAUGUCGCGGACCCUCAGUGCGGUCUCUGCAUCCUCGCGGAGCAGCGCUUUUGCUGGCGCCCACCUGUGGGGUCCUGCCACCGGUGUCGACUGAAAAAGCAGAAGUGCACCUUCUCGAAGACGACGAAUCCCAAGGCACCUCCUCCCCGCGCAACAUCUUCCGCGGCUGCGUCGAGUUCGGGCAGCGUUCUGCUACCCUCGGGGCAAUCUCAAUGGGCUCUCUAUAGUCUACCUAGCGGUCUUCCCGCGGGGACCGUUGUUGACUCGUCCACCUUUGCCCGACACCAGGACAUCGCCCUCAUUUCCAGCGCCACACAAGAUCUACAAGCUGACGUCUACAGCAUGAGGGGUCAACUCCACAAUCAGGCUGAUGACGUGGCAGAGAAGAUGGGCAAUAUCACCGUACGGCUGGGGGACGUAGAGGAGGAAUACGAAAAGAUGCAUGCAGAUGUCGUGAAGGUUACAGUGGAGAUGGAGGACAUCCGCGCGCAGUUCGAUGAGCUUUGUGGACAGGUGCCAAACAAUGCAGUAGACUUGGUGAAGGUCGUCGACGAUAUCACAGCCAUGGGGAAACGAAUCGGGGAACAGGAGAAACGGUUUGGCGUUUUCAAACAGCGGUUUGGAGAACGACUAACCUCCGCUGUCAAGUCAGCAGUUGUUGACGAGGUCGACAAGAAGGCAGCCGCGCUGGGGGAUAGUCAGGAUGGGAAGUGGAUUCCGCGGUUCGAAUCAGUCGAUAACACACUCGGUCAAAUCGACAAUCGUCUCCGCAAACUCGAAGACAGCGCCAAGGUGGAGGAGCUAUUGGGUCAGGUUAUUUCGAGGGAGGUCGACAGCCGUUUUGAAGAGUCUGAGAGGAAGCUAGAGGGGUCGUUCAAGAAAGCCCUCCAGCUGGAGACCCAACGCCUUGCCGAAAGUCAAGUCAAUCCCGCGGAUUUGGCGAAGGAAGUUUCCCAAUCACUCGAACGACACUGGCCAACCCUUCUGACGCCCAUCCUAUCGACCACCCUUACCACCCAUCUCCGAGAGCGUAUUGGCGAAGUGGAUGCGAACAUUGCGAGGGUAGGAGAGGAACUCGGGGGAAGGCUCAGGUCGAUGGUGCAGGAGGAGAUUUCACGGUACAGUCAAGAUAUAAUCCAAGAGGCUGUAACUACGACCAUGAGGAAUCUGACCGUCGAGGUGCCGACUUCGAACGAUGGUCGUCACCACUACCCGCCCUACCCGACGUUCAUUGAUCCCGAUCUCUUUGAGCAGGCCUACGAGCCUCUCGUUCUCCCUCCACCUUUACCCGCCAACGGAAGCACCUCGAUUUCGACGUUUCAUCUUCAAGACCCCAGCGGUAUCUUUCAGGCCGGACUUCAGGAAUCUGUCUUGACAGCUGUCCCCGAGGGUGUAUCGUCGGUUAGGGCAAGACCACGGACCCCUAGCGUCCAUUCAGAGGAGGAAGGUGUAGGACAAGGGUCGGGUUGA